AUGAUCCAGCGCUGUGUUAUUGUCCAGCGUGAUGAUAAAGGCUAUGGAUUAACUGUCAGUGGAGAUAACCCUGUUUAUGUUCAGUCUGUCAAGGCAGAAGGGGCAGCAGCUAGAUGUGGAGUACAGGAAGGAGACAAGAUACUCAAGGUGAACGGUACUUUGGUAACCAAUAGAAACCAUAUAGAUGUUGUUAAACUUAUCAAAUGUAAGUCAAAAUAUUUUUGUUAA
This is a messenger RNA of Lottia gigantea (owl limpet), 228 nucleotides long. RefSeq lists its product as hypothetical. Gene Ontology annotation, biological process: G protein-coupled receptor signaling pathway. The coding region runs from base 1 to 228 and encodes 75 amino acids. Lineage: Eukaryota; Metazoa; Mollusca; Gastropoda; Lottiidae. Gene Ontology annotation, cellular component: cytoplasm. The transcript has 2 exons. The record is from RefSeq and is a predicted model, not a curated record. Gene Ontology annotation, molecular function: guanyl-nucleotide exchange factor activity; G protein-coupled receptor binding.